UAAAAAAUGCAUAAAACAAUUACAUCACUACGAUGACACAACAUGCAUGAAUAGUUUCAUUCAACAGAUCGAAAAGAAGUCUAUGACGUGGAGGUUAAAGUAUGAGUGAAAUACAGGGAGUUCGAGGUUUCAGAUAUUCUAAUUGGGCCAACACUUUCUCUUGUGAACCUGAGUUGUACUUUGAACCAACCAAUGUGGACGAAAUUCGUCAGAUUAUAUUCAAAGCAAGAAAGGAGAAAAAGAAAAUUAAAGUUAUUGGCUUUGGUCAUUCUCCAUCUGAUAUACCAUGCACACAAGAUUAUAUGAUCAAUUUGUUACACAUGAACAAAAUUAUUAGUGUGGAUAAAGAAACUAUGCAAAUAAAGGCAGAAGCUGGAUUGACAUUGCAUGAUCUUCACCAAGAAGCACAAAAACAAGGCUUAGCUGUGUCCAUAAUUCCAUCAGUCUCCUACAUAACUCUUGGAGGUUUGUUGGCUACUGGCACUCAUGGUACUGGGGGAAAACAUGGUAUCUUAGCAACAUAUGUUACCGAAAUGACAUUAAUUACAGCCCAAGGAGAAAUAAUCAAAUGUAGUGCUUCAUCAAAUAAAGAUAUCUUUGAUGCUGCACGAUGUCACUUGGGAGCCUUAGGUAUUAUACUUGAUGUGACAUGGCAGUGUGAAAUGGCUUUUAAACUUUGUUCUGAGACAGAGGCUGUAACAUUUGAUGAGCUUAUGACUCACAUUGAUAGCAAAGUUGAUGAAUGUGAGCAUUUUAAAUGUCAUUGGUGGCCACAUACUGAAAAUGUCAGUUGUCAUAGAGUUAAUCGUAGCAGUGAGCCAAUAAAAGAGUCAGUCAGUUGGUUUUGGAAUCAUCUAAUCGGCUUUCACUUGUUGCAGUUUUUGUACUGGCUCAGCACAUUUUUUCCAUGGUUCAUAAAAUACAUCAAUAAAUAUCAUUUCAUUUUGCUGAAGUCAAAACCGGAGAAAAUUAUCAACGAAGCAGAGAAGAUUUUCACAAUGAAUUGUCUUUUUCCCCAAUAUACUACAGAAUGGGCCAUUCCAAGAGAAAAGACAGUUUAUGCUUUGAAACAAAUGAAGAAAUGGUUGGAAACCUCUGGUUUUUAUGCUCAUAUGCCUGUGGAAGUUAGAUUUGUUGCCAAAGACAAUAUAUAUCUUAGUCCAGCCUUUGGUCAUGAUGUGUGCUUUAUUGGAAUUAUUAUGUAUCGACCUUAUGGAAAAUCCGUUGAGAUUGAAGACUUUUGGAAUUUUUAUGAAGAUUUGAUGUUUUCUGUUGGUGGUCGACCUCACUGGGCUAAAGCUCAUAAACUUGAUUUAAAUGCUCUACAAAAACUUUACCCAAACUUGGAUGAUUUUCUCAAUGUCUGCAUCAAACUUGAUCCGGAUCGUUUGUUUGUUAACAAAUACUUGGAGCGUACCUUAUUUCCUUUGGAGUCACAAAACCAUAAUUAUUUACAAAAUCAUGCCAAGUAAGGGCUCAUUUUAUCUCCCAUGGCAGAAGUUAACUACAAUAGUGAAAUAACAACUUUAAUGCCCUGAGACAAAGAGUAUUAGCUACGUAUUUAUGUUCAGUUCAUGACCCAUCAUUGUGCAGGGGCAUCUUAAACAAGAGGGGUAGGGCAAACCCCCUCUUUUCUUUGAAGGGGGCAGUGCCCCCACCUCAUUUUGCGUUAAAAAAAGAAAAGUUACUUAGAAAGAAAAUGUAAAUUGAGGAUAAACAUGCGUAUCUACAAUGCAGCUGAGUGGACUUGUUUAGAAUCACGCAGGAAUCUUUAGUAAUUCUUCUAUUUCAUUAUUUUUGUUACAUGUACGAUUGGGCGACGGGCGUUGCCAAAGGCGUUUACUUAGCAGCAUGUAAAUUGGUACUCAUGAUGAUUCUCAAUUUUUAAUUUUAAUUGUCAAUGCUGAAAAAAAUGUAGAAAUCGACGUCUGAAAAAUGCAUCAGUUGACAAUACAUAAUUAAAGAUAAAUGUGUAAUGAUUCAGUUCUAAAGCUCAUACAUUAUACAUUUAUUUACUUGAGGUACGAAAAAGGUCACAAAAAAAUGCUAAAAGACCUUUAUAAUUUCUAAAAAUAAAUUCGAUAUUAUAUGCAAGCUAUAUAGAGUUAUAUUCUUGUUAUACUCUUGAAGGAAACAAUUAUGAAACUUUUA
Molecule: messenger RNA, 2151 nt
Organism: Xenia sp. Carnegie-2017
Lineage: Eukaryota; Metazoa; Cnidaria; Anthozoa; Malacalcyonacea; Xeniidae
Product: L-gulonolactone oxidase-like
Exons: 14
Coding region: 102-1472 (456 amino acids)
Cellular component (GO): membrane
Molecular function (GO): D-arabinono-1,4-lactone oxidase activity; FAD binding
Source: RefSeq, a predicted model, not a curated record